Molecule: messenger RNA, 2846 nt
Organism: Hippopotamus amphibius kiboko
Lineage: Eukaryota; Metazoa; Chordata; Mammalia; Artiodactyla; Hippopotamidae
Gene: SLC25A21
Product: solute carrier family 25 member 21
Exons: 11
Coding region: 369-1268 (299 amino acids)
Biological process (GO): transmembrane transport
Source: RefSeq, a predicted model, not a curated record
UUGAACCUUACAGAAUUAAAAAAUUGAGUCCUCAGUUUGUGUACCUCCGUGUUGAAACAAGAAAGGACUAUAGCUGAUAGUAAUUCAAAGGUGGUUUUCUUCUACCACAGGGUACCUCCCGGAGCCCAGGAAGCCAGGCGGGGGCGAGAGGGAGCCCCUGAAGGAGCGCAACAGUCGGGUCCCGACCCGCCGCCGGGGAUCACGCGGCGAACCUGUGGCCCAAACCGCCCGCCGCCUCCACGCAGUCGCCGGAUUGCCGCCCCACAGGGAGUCCCUGGGCCCAAGGACCCAUCCCAGCGCCGGCUCUCUCGCUCAGGAGAGGCUCUGCCUGCCUGCGUUCAGGCGCGGUGGUCCCCUGACUUGCGAAGAUGUCGGCCAAGCCGGCUGCCGGCUUCGUCAACGAGGCUCCUCGGCAGAUCCUGGCCGGUGGUUCCGCUGGUCUUGUAGAAAUUUGCCUGAUGCACCCUCUGGAUGUGGUGAAAACCAGGUUCCAGAUUCAGAGAUGUGCAACUGAUCCAAACAGUUAUAAAAGUUUAGGAGACAGCUUUCGAAUGAUUUUCCGCACAGAAGGGUUGUUCGGUUUUUACAAGGGAAUUCUGCCACCCAUCUUGGCUGAAACACCAAAAAGAGCAGUGAAGUUUUUCACCUUUGAGCAGUACAAGAAAUUGCUGGGAUAUGUGUCACUGUCACCAGCAUUGACAUUUGCCAUUGCUGGACUGGGAUCUGGACUAACAGAAGCCAUUGUGGUCAACCCUUUUGAGGUAGUUAAAGUUGGCUUGCAAGCCAAUCGGAACAAAUUUGCAGAGCAACCAUCCACCAUGAGUUAUGCAAGACACAUCAUUAAGAAGGAAGGCUUGGGACUCCAGGGCCUCAACAAAGGAUUUACAGCAACUUUGGGACGUCAUGGAGUUUUCAACAUGGUUUAUUUUGGCUUCUACUACAAUGUCAAAAACAUUAUUCCUGUCAAUAAGGAUCCAACCUUGGAGUUUUUGAGAAAAUUUGGGAUUGGUCUUCUCUCUGGCACAAUAGCCUCCGUCAUUAACAUCCCUUUUGAUGUUGCCAAAAGUAGGAUUCAAGGGCCUCAGCCAGUUCCUGGAGAGAUCAAGUACAGAACCUGUUUUAAAACAAUGGCCACGGUCUGUCAGGAAGAAGGCAUUUUAGCAUUGUAUAAAGGCCUGCUUCCCAAGAUUAUGAGGCUUGGACCAGGUGGUGCAGUGAUGCUGCUGAUUUAUGAAUACACCUAUUCGUGGCUUCAGGAGAACUGGUGAUUGCCUACGGAGUAUUUUUCCCUCUUGUGAUAAUGGAUAUUCAUUAUACAGCAUCAUGUUUAAUAUUGAUCAGCUAAGGCGAUACAAUGAUAAAUUAUAAUUACACAAUUAUAUAAUUAUAAAGGGUAAAGCAGUUUGUUCAAGAACAAAACCUAUUUUGAUACUUCAAAAAUUAUCUUUAGACAGUUUGAAACUGUCAUUUUGGUCAUAUCCAUAAAACUAAGAAAAAUAAUACUAUGAAGCAAUAAGGUAUAUAAACUGAAUACAGAAAAAUAGCAUGGAAAUCAGAUAUAUUUCAUAAAAGCAGUAUAAAUUUUAUGACCAAUGUUCCUCUUACAUGGCUUCACAAUGAAAAUUCAUUGUAUUGACGAUUAUUUUUUCCCAAAAGGUCAAGAAGUGCUUAAAAGUGAAAAAAAAAUUAAGCCAAAAUUUAAAGUUUUUACAAAGAAGUAAAUUCUUCCAUAAAUAGUAUUUAAUCAUAUACAAGGAAAAUAUUUCUAAAAUGUACUAAAAUUUCUAAAAUGUUUUAAAAUUUUAUGUUAAAAUGUGAAUCUCUUGGUUUCCUUUAGCAAUAAUACAUAUCUCAGCUAUAUUUUCCUACAUCUACUUUAUAUUUUGCACUGUUGGGUAAAGCAGGUCAUAUUUUAAAAUCAUGAUAUUUGAAGUCUUUUGUGACAAAUGUAAAAAUGAAAUUAUAUUAAACUACUUACGUUCACAUAGUUCCCUUUGAAAACAAGUUUUAAUGCUGAAGUAUUUUCAUGUUAAAUCACAAAUUCAAACCACCCCUUGGGUCCGUUUGUGCUGUCUGUAUUUGCAUCAAAUACAUUUGUUCAGAACUCUUACCUAUGCCAUUCUUAAAAAGGAUAUUUAGAAUAAAACUACAUUUCUAAGUUAUUAGUUUUAAAUGACACAGUUUCAGGUGUGAAGUCUACUAGCGACAGUGUUCCAAUAUGUAAUAUGAAGGGGAAAAUGUUUCAAAAGAGAAGUACAUUCUUAACAUUUCCAAAGAUUCCUGUACUAACAUGCACUCCAAAAAAAAAAAAAAAACAAAAAACCUCCUUGGUGUUGAUACAACCAAACUUAAUUUUAUAUCUGCAUCCUGAAGUGAUGCUACUUCAGUAGCUAGAGUCAACAAAAAUAUCUGCAAGUUCUAGAUGACACCUGUUCUCAGCUACUACUGUGAGAUAUUUCUACCAUGAAGCUGUGUCACUAAAACAUUUUGAAAAUAAAAAAUGAAAGAUAACAAGGUAAUUAUUACUUUUUAUUAAUUUAGAGCAUUUGAAGUAUAAAAAUAAAGGCUUUUGACAUACUGUAUAUACAUACACAGCCUUCAGUUGUACAUCCUUUCCAACGUGUUUUUUAAUUUAUAUUUCAGCCCAAUAUUUACUAAGAGGGUCAUGAAAAGUAGGACAAAACAAGAGAAGUAAGAAUGUGUCUGUUGUCCAACUGCAUUCUAUCCUUGCAGGAUAAUACUCUUGCAUCCUGUGAGAGAGAGCACUGCCUCCACAGAGGCCAUGAAAUUGAACCUUUCACCUCUUCAUGCAGAUGGGGUGGAAGAGGAUCUCUGAAGAGUUCAUU